Messenger RNA from Venturia canescens, 3009 nucleotides. It is a transcript of the gene Spn85F, whose product is annotated as Serpin 85F. Gene Ontology annotation, molecular function: serine-type endopeptidase inhibitor activity. The transcript is spliced from 7 exons. The record is from RefSeq and is a predicted model, not a curated record. Bases 572 to 2770 code for a protein of 732 amino acids. NCBI's taxonomy places the organism in Eukaryota, Metazoa, Arthropoda, Insecta, Hymenoptera, Ichneumonidae.
CGUUAAAAAAUUUUAUAACCUUCGAUAUUAAUUUAACCUUCCCAAAGCUAAAGAAUUAAAGUUUUUUCACGUCUGAAACGGUCGAUUUGUAAUUGAUGAAAUAAAAUUCUUUCAAUUUCCCAAAUCUUCGUUACUGAACUAACAAAAUUCUGAAUUCCGUAAGGAUUUUGAGAGAACGUCGUUCCACCGGUGCGAAAACGUUGGUUUGAGGUCCGCGCAUUAUUCCCCUCUCCAAUGCUCACAAUUAUUAUAACUGUCGUGUCGAACAUCCACGGUGAGAGGAAAAAAGAAUCGCUGACAAACGGAACUCUGCAAAGUGGAUAUUACGAUAAGAAUCUACGAGCGCGACCUUGCUUCUCGAUUCAUUCUCGAAACGAGUUAGAAGUGAAUAAAAACGAUGUUACCCGGAGACUCCUCUCCACAAAUUCUUCCCUCUCCCCUGGCUCCCUUAUUCGUUAACGAGACUUAACGCCAGUUUGAUCGCGGACUCCCGCGCAGUCGUUGCUUAAACGUCCUUUCCGCAACAAAUUCUCCGGUUUUUCUCCGUCGCGAUUGCACCUCUGGGAAGCCGAUGGAUCGAUCAAGCGUUGAUUCAACGAGGCGACCGGUCUUCGUCGUUCAGCUGGCCAGACGUUUUUCCCUACUCUGGUCGAUCAUAAUUUUUUUUUUGCAGCUUACGUGCUCAGCGCACAGUUCGAGUCUCCCCUCGCCCUCGCACCAACUCCGUCACCAAUCCCCGCAAGGACUUUACUACAGCCCGGUGCGAUGGACCAAGGUUCCCCAAACUGUUCGCCAAGGUCGUCCCGUCGACGUCAUGACCGACGUCGUGAACGAUCUCGGAGCGAAAAUCCUCGACAGGUAUCUCGACAACACAGGAAACGUGGCUUUCUCACCGAGUGGUCUCGGAUUCGUUCUGGUUGCCCUGUACGAGGGGGCUGCCGGGAGCAGCAGUCGCGAAAUAAGUGACGUGCUAGGGUUGCCUCGUGACAGGCGAGUCGUUCGAAUUGGAUUGCGGGACAUCCACCGAAGACUUCGAAGUUACCUCAACGCCGACGCGUUCCUGGGGGGCUUGACGCUCAACCGCGACGACAUCAACCUCCGUCCCGACUACGAGGAAACUCUCCGAUUCUACGGCUUCGAUAUUUCCGAUUCCGGGGCCGAAAACGCCACGACGCCGGGCGACGUUGCGACGAGCUCGACGGACUCUCCGCCGACGUCGACGACCAUGAAUCCUGAUCCGAAUGCGACCCUCGGCCCCACCCUGGACACGACGAGUGACGAUUCGACGCCAGCGACAGGAUUGAACGACGCCGCUGAGGUCGUGACGAACGUCACCGGCGAGCCCAGCUCCGCCAUGACGAUGCCAACGAACGGCUCUCUGUCAACGACCCCGCUCAAUUUGACUCUAUCGACGAUCACGAGUUUGACGAAUAUUACAACUCCGACGAACGUAACAGCGACGACCCCGAUGUCAACCGAUUCCACGACGCCUGGCACCCUUUCGAGCUCCGGAUCACCCACGAUGUUGGCCAACGCUCAAACUGCUGCCUCGAACAACAGCAGCAGCACGAAUACCCCGAGCACGAUUAUGCCGAUGUCGAGCCUCGUGGGAACCCCGAGCGAGCUCCCCAACACGCAAACCCAAAGUUCAAAUGGAUCGAUCACAACACCAAUGACUCGAACGUUAACGACCGUUAUAAAUUCUACUCCAACAUCGAGCCAACCGAGCACCUCCGUGUCCACUGCCGGUUCGACGUCCACGUCGAGCCGGAACGCCACGAAUGCAAAUUCAACGGGAACGCUCGUCGACAACCCUACGACGAAUGUGGUCGAGGACACCGCUACGAACGUCGUUCGCAAACGUCGGGGCCUUCCGAAUCACCCUGCAGGAUAUUUCACCAGCACUGCUGACGAUGGCAUAUGGCUCGAUGAAUACGGCAGGUUCAAUACCAAUCACGACGAUUACCAAUCUCAGAAAGAUGAUGUCGCGGUUGAUCCGAAACGUCAAACUGAAAUCGCCUUUCUCGUCAAUGGCUGCGAUUAUUCCCGAGUCACGGGCGCUGUCUACACAGCAUUUUUACCAUUUUCAUACUUCCCAUCGCUGCAAGCUUCUCUACUAGAAUUCCCUCUGGAUGAUCCUCGUUACAAAAUACUCAUUAUGCUGCCGAGUGACGAAAACGGCACGAGACGAUUGGCAAGGACGUUAGCAACGAAGCCGAUUACACUGAGAAAUUUACGUCGAUCUCUCCAAUCCUCUUGGGUCACUGCAGUCGUACCGUCGUUCAUGCUUCGCGGAUUCGUCACAUUGACUCCGUACCUGGAGAGGCUGGGCAUCUCGGACGUGUUCGAUCCCCGAGCAGCGGAUUUGUCCCCGAUGAGUCCCGACCUGGGGGUUUACGCGAGGGACAUUCAGCAGAGCAUAGGCGUGAACAUAAGGAACGAUGUUAAAGGUGGAAUCGGCGGGGCGGACGGUGGGAACGCGGCUCAGAGUCAGCGGUCGCAGCAACGCGACGACCUCGUUCGUCGCGUGCGCGGUGUGCACGGUGUUUUGCCAUUUUUCCUUGCAGGAGGGGCCAUUUCCCCGCGUCUGGAGGGGCAUCCGCCCCCGCACUAUCCGGUCUACCCGGGAGCAGGCACUUUGUACGAGAGAGCGCCCCCUGUGCCGUUCGUGGUGGAUCGACCAUUCCUGUACUUCAUCAUCGAUGACGAAACUUCGGUUACUCUGCUGACCGGUCGAAUCGACGAUCCCCUAAAUUCAAGGAUGCUCUGAUGAGUUUGACGCUAAUUAAAAAUUAAACAAUUGUCCGACGAGAAGAACGAAUUUCGAUGGGAAAAUAAGGAAGGAGACGUAAUAAGAUGACGCUAGUGAAAACACGCACAUCAUGGCUCUCUCAUAACCACGUGAAAAUUUAUUAAUCGAUACUUAAAGGUAAUAGCUCUCCGUGUAGCGUUAUAAAUAUUGUCAAGUUUCAUGUUAUUUAAGAAAGUUUUCAAUUUUCUUUCGCUUCA